Messenger RNA from Aspergillus tanneri, 1980 nucleotides. It is a transcript of the gene VPS33B, whose product is annotated as Sec1 family protein. The transcript has 4 exons. Gene Ontology annotation, cellular component: fungal-type vacuole; CORVET complex. Lineage: Eukaryota; Fungi; Ascomycota; Eurotiomycetes; Eurotiales; Aspergillaceae. Gene Ontology annotation, biological process: intracellular protein transport; vesicle-mediated transport. The record is from RefSeq and is a predicted model, not a curated record. The coding region runs from base 1 to 1980 and encodes 659 amino acids.
AUGGCACCGUAUCCCGCAUCAGAUGCAGAUUUUCUCCGGGAACAGACGCGUAGGAACCUGUUGACUCUCCUGGAAGGCGUGCGUGGGAAGAAGAACCUCGUCAUCAGCCAGGAUCUGACUGGUCCGGUUGGGCUGUUUGUCAAGUUCUCGCUGCUGCAGGAGUACGGCGUGGACCGUGUAUUUCUCCUGGAGAAUGCCAAUGUCGAUUCCUCGCAACGCAAUGUCAUCUUCUUAGUCCAUGCUGAAAAGACGCCCCAGGUGCGGGCUGUGGCCGAACAGAUCCAGCGUCUGCAGCGGAAUGGCCGUGUUGAAUAUGAGUUCUCCAUCUUCUGGGUGCCCCGGCGCACCCUCGUAAGCACUGCCAUCUUGGAAGAGGCUGGCAUUAUCGGUGACGUGAACAUCAGUUCAUUUCCCCUGUACUUUGUGCCCCUGGAGCAGGAUGUCCUUUCCUUGGAGCUGCAAGACUCCUUUCAUGAUCUGUACCUGCACAAGGAUCCAGGUUGUAUAUUCAUCGCCGCAAAGGCUCUCAUGGAGAUUCAGCAGAGGCAUGGAUACUUCCCGCGUAUCAUCGGCAAGGGUGACAACGCCCGUCGCUUGGCCGACCUACUUCUGCGCAUGAGAAAGGAAUUGGAUGCCGAAGAAAGCUCCGGCUUGGCCGAUCUAGCCACGCGAGGCCUGCUUCCAAGUGCAGACACAGAGAGUUUGGUCAUCAUUGACCGCGACGUCGACUUCAGCACGCCUCUUCUCACCCAGCUCACUUACGAAGGCUUAAUCGACGAGACAGUGGGCAUCAAACAGAACCAAGCCGACGUGGAUACUGCCAUCGUCGGUAUGACCUCCGCACCCCAGGCGCAGGAGUCCUCGAAAGCACCACAGCAGACGUCCAAGUUAGGUCAGAAGCGGAAGAUUCAGCUCGACGCCACGGACCAACUCUUCAGCCAACUGCGCGACACCAACUUUGCCAUCGUUGGCGACAUCCUAAACAAAGUAGCUCGGCGUCUUGAGAACGAGUACGAAAGUCGACAUAGCGCCAAGUCGACAUCAGAGCUGCGCGAAUUCGUCAACAAGCUCCCCACAUACCAACUCGAGCACCAAAGCCUCCGUGUGCAUACAAACCUCGCUGAAGAAAUCAUGCGCAACACCCGCUCCGACACCUUCCGCAAAAUCCUCGAAGUACAGCAAAACCACGCCGCCGGCGCCGACCCCACUUACCAGCACGACUCCAUCGAGGAGCUGAUCGCUCGCGACGUACCGCUUAAAACUAUCCUCCGCCUUCUCUGUCUAGAGUCCUGCAUGUCGGGUGGCCUGCGGCCCCGCGACCUCGAAGCCUUCAAACGUCAUAUCGUCCAUGCCUAUGGCUACCAGCAUAUCCUAACAUUCUCAGCCCUGGAGAGGAUGGACCUCCUACAGCCGCGCUCCUCCGCCACCGCCAUGCUCCUGCCAACGACGAGCGCCCAGUCCGGCUCUAAGACGAACUACACCUACCUGCGCAAGCACCUGCGUCUGGUCGUCGAGGAAGUCAGCGAGAAAGACCCCACCGACAUCUCCUACGUCUACAGCGGCUUCGCCCCGCUGAGCAUCCGUCUUGUCCAAUGCGUCCUGCAGAAACCGUACAUUCUCUCUCUUAUCCGCGGCGGUUCGGGUGCCUCUGCGCCCAGUCCUGCUAGCAUGGCUUCGCCCGGCUGGCUUGGGUUUGAGGACGUUGUGAAGAGUGCGCGCGGCGCCACGUUCAGUAUCGUGCAGAAAGGCGACGAUAAAGCUGUCCGUGCACGCCAGACCAUCAGCGGCAAUAACGCCACCAAGACUAUCUACGUCUUUUUCCUGGGUGGCAUCACGUUCACGGAGAUUGCGGCGCUGAGGUUCAUCGCGGCGCAGGAAGCGCCCCGUCGUAGGAUCGUCAUCUGUACAACGAGUAUUAUAAAUGGGGAUCGUAUGAUGGAUGCGGCUACGGAGAGUGGUGGUUUUGCCACGACGGAGUGA